CGUGCGGCGACUGGUAAUAAUCGUUUUGUAUAACGAAGUUAAAUAUCUAAUAAAAUGUCGGAAACUUCAGAAGACGAACAGGAGCUACAAUCAAAUGACGAUGAGGAAGAAUUUAGUGGCGGGGAAGAAACGAAUAAUGAGAUUGAUGACGCGAAUAAUAAAGAAGCAGAUGCAAGUAGUGACUCAGACGAAGAAGGUGAAGCUACCGCUAAUCAAGAAGAGAAACUGACAUGGGAACAACUUGGCCUGAACGAAACGCUUUGCAAGGCCUGCGAGGAGCUCAAAUGGAAACAGCCAUCGAAGAUCCAACGAGAGGCCAUACCAGUAGCUCUCGAAGGCAAGGAUGUAAUUGGCUUGGCGGAAACCGGUUCUGGCAAGACAGCAGCCUUCGCUUUACCCAUAUUGCAUGCUCUUCUCGAAAAUCCGCAACGUUACUUUGCUUUAGUGCUGACGCCCACACGCGAAUUAGCCUUUCAAAUUGGUGAACAGUUCGAGGCGUUGGGCAGUGGCAUUGGCAUCAAGUGCUGCGUGGUCGUCGGCGGCAUGGACAUGGUUGCCCAGGGCCUACAGCUAGCCAAAAAACCACAUGUUAUUAUAGCAACUCCAGGUCGUCUUGUUGAUCAUCUUGAGAAUAUGAAAGGAUUUAACUUAAAAGCCAUUAAAUAUUUGGUCAUGGAUGAAGCCGACCGCAUACUUAAUAUGGAUUUCGAAGUUGAACUCGACAAAAUACUAAAAGUGCUACCACGAGAACGUAGGACAUUCUUAUUUAGCGCCACGAUGACAAAGAAGGUGAAAAAGCUACAACGUGCUUCUCUAAAGGAUCCCGUGAAGGUAGAAGUUUCAAACAAAUAUCAAACCGUCGACCAACUGCAACAGUACUAUCUCUUCAUACCGGUCAAAUACAAGGAUGUAUAUUUAGUACAUAUACUUAACGAAUUAGCCGGCAAUAGUUUUAUGAUAUUCUGCAGCACGUGCAACAACGCGGUAAAGACGGCUCUAAUGUUGCGUUCCCUUGGCUUUGCCGCUAUACCAUUACAUGGGCAAAUGUCGCAAAACAAGCGCCUAGCCGCGCUCAACAAAUUCAAGUCGAAGAACCGGUCUAUUCUAAUAUCGACAGAUGUUGCUUCCAGAGGUUUGGAUAUUCCACACGUGGAUGUUGUUUUAAAUUUCGAUAUACCCACACAUAGCAAGGACUACAUACAUCGAGUGGGACGAACCGCGCGUGCUGGCCGUUCUGGUAAGGCUAUCACAAUUGUCAGUCAAUACGACAUCGAACUGUAUCAACGCAUUGAACACUUGUUGGGCAAACAAUUGCCGCUCUACAAGUGUGAAGAGGAUGAAGUUAUGGCACUGCAGGAACGCGUGGCUGAGGCGCAACGCACAGCAAAACUGGAGCUCAAAGAUCUAGAAGAGAGCAAAGCGAGCAGGGGCAGGGGAAAACGUGGAACGAUGGAUCAUGAUGACUCCGAGAAUUUUACAGGGGCAAGGAAACGCAUGAAACCAAUGGGAGGAAGUCAAAAAAUGACUGGCAAAAAAAACUGGAACAAGAGCAAGACGAGAAAAUAAUAAAUGCUAAGAUGCUUAAUUAAGUGUAGGACAGUAAAGAAAUACAAUUUUUAUAAAAUAAAGAGAAUUAUUUUAAACAGUA
Molecule: messenger RNA, 1648 nt
Organism: Scaptodrosophila lebanonensis
Lineage: Eukaryota; Metazoa; Arthropoda; Insecta; Diptera; Drosophilidae
Gene: pths
Product: probable ATP-dependent RNA helicase DDX47
Exons: 3
Coding region: 55-1566 (503 amino acids)
Molecular function (GO): nucleic acid binding; ATP binding; RNA helicase activity
Source: RefSeq, a predicted model, not a curated record